UGGUGUCAGCCUUUAUUUUGACAUUCCUGGAAAGCAACAUUUUUGGGCAUGACAGUUAUAAUGGAGGUUCUACUUCUUCUCUUUACUCUCUUAAAUAUUAAUCUGUCAUCAGCAGUCCCACACACUUUGUGGUACCGCUAUACUGCCAUCACAUCUGGAGGAACCUUCCCAGAGUUCACUGUUGUUGGUCUGGUGGACGGAGAGCAGUUUGUCCACUACGAUAGCAACAAGAAGAUGAUUCCAAAGACAGAGUGGAUCAAGAAGAUUGGAACUUCUUAUCCACAGUACUGGGAGCAGGAAACACAGCGCAUGCAGGAUCAACAAGCGCACUUCCAAAACAGCAUGAAUAUAGCGAUGCAAAGCUUUCGUCACACUGCAGGAGUUCAUACACUACAGAGGAUGUAUGGCUGUGAACUUUAUGAUAAUGGCACCAAAAGAGGACACGAUCAGUUCGGAUAUGAUGGAGAAGAUUUAAUCAGUCUGGACAUGAGCUCUCAAACCUGGACUGAAGCUUCUAUUAGAGCUCGGACCUUCAUGAAUAAGUGGGGUUCUUUAGGAAUCAAUCCUAAAUUCCAGAAGAGCUACCUGGAGAUGGAGUGUAUUAGUUGGUUAAAGCAGUACCUGGGUUACAGCAGGGAUACACUGGAGAGGAAAGUUCGUCCCGAAGCAUCGUUUUUCCAGAGGGAUCCAUCUUCUCCAGAGGUGGUGUGUCAUGCUACAGGUUUCUACCCCAAUCCAGUGGACAUCUCCUGGCAGAAGGACGGACAGGUGGUACAUGAGAACGUGUUGCUCGGAGAGACGUUACCCAACGGGGAUGGAACCUUCCAGAAGAGGAUUGUUCUGAAAGUCUCGGCUGAGGAGCUGCAGAAACACAACUACACCUGUGUGAUUCAGCACAGCAGCUUGGAGAAGGAGAUGGUGCUGCCUUUCGAGAGAUUCGGGAACGAGCGCGGAAUCCUGAAAGAUGUUGGAUCAGAUGUUGGAGCAGAUGUUGGAUCGGAUGUUGGAUCAGAUGUUGGAUCAGAUGUUGGAUCAGAUGGAGGAGCAGAUGGAGGAGCAGAUGGAGGACAGAUUGGGACCAUCGUUGGUGUGGUCGUGGCUCUUGCUGUUUUAAUUGCUGGUUUUGCUGGAAUUGUGGUCUGGAAGAAGAAGAACUCUAGAUUCAGACCUGUUCCACCCAGAUCUUCCCUUUGAAGGAGAAACUGUGCGUGUUCCUGCUGCAGUGAGACAUCAUGAUGUUUACAGUCUUCUUACAGUUGUUGUGGUUGUUUGUGGGUCAAAUAUAUGAUACAGUUUUUUAAAAAAUCGACUCAUCUAUUGUAUCCUCUUUCAGGUUGCAGCUCUGUUUUUUUUUGUCAAAGCCUCGUAGAUGGACAAAUAUUAUUCAUUAUAUAGUGGAUGUUUGGUUUUAUUUCUGUAAUUUGGUUAUAUAUAUGUAAUUUGGAUUUUGUUGUCAUUCUGUUGAGUAUUUCACUCUUACAUAUUGUAUUAUGGUAUCAGGAAAAUGGACCUUUUGUAUUAACAGAGGAUGAAGUAUUAGGUAUCAGGUAUUAGGUAUUACUUUUUUUUUUGAUGACCUUAAUCUGUUUUUUGUUUACACUCUGCUAAACUGGUGCUUUUUUAAAAUUCAUGCUAAUAAAA
Messenger RNA from Silurus meridionalis, 1641 nucleotides. RefSeq names its product H-2 class I histocompatibility antigen, Q8 alpha chain-like. Gene Ontology annotation, biological process: immune response. NCBI's taxonomy places the organism in Eukaryota, Metazoa, Chordata, Actinopteri, Siluriformes, Siluridae. Gene Ontology annotation, cellular component: external side of plasma membrane. The record is from RefSeq and is a predicted model, not a curated record.